GCGGGACCCGGCCCAGGGCCGCGACACCCCCGGUGGCCCCGGGGAUCCGCUGCGACCCGCGCCGGUCCUGCCACGGGCGGGGCUGUGGGGACGCGGGGGUGGUGGUGAGGCCGGACACCCGGCAGGCAUGGUGGGCUACGACCCCGAGGCCAAGUGCGUGUCCACGGUGGAAGCGGCCGCAGCAGGGUCGGCGUCCGGCUUGGUCACUCGGGUCCUGAUCAGCCCCUUGGAUGUCCUCAAGAUCCGCUUUCAGCUCCAGAUCGAGCAGCUCUCCUCCAGAAACCCCACGGCCAAGUACCACGGCAUCCUGCAAGCUGUGCAGCGCAUCUUCCGGGAGGAGGGCCUGGGAGCCUUCUGGAAGGGCCAUGUUCCCGCUCAGUUCCUCUCAGUUGGCUACGGAGCUGUUCAGUUCAUGGCGUUUGAGAGCCUGACAGAGCUGGUGCACAACGUCACCUCGUACAGCGCCCGCGGCUCCUUCGUGCACCUGGUCUGCGGGGGCCUGGCUGCCUGCACAGCCACCGUGGCAGUGCAGCCUGUGGACACCCUGCGCACCCGCUUCGCUGCUCAGGGCGAGCCCAAGAUCUAUCCCAACCUUCGCCAUGCAAUAGUGACCAUGUACCAGACGGAAGGGCCUCGGACUUUCUACAGAGGUUUGACCCCCACACUCAUUGCUAUCUUCCCAUAUGCUGGUCUCCAGUUCUUCUUCUACAACAUCCUGCAGCAAUUUUCGGAAUGGGUGAUUCCAGCUGAAGGAAAGAAAGGAGGCAACAUUAAAAACCUUGUCUGUGGCAGCUGUGCUGGGAUCAUCAGCAAAACCCUCACGUACCCUUUGGACGUGGUCAAAAAGCGACUGCAAGUGGGUGGCUUUGAGCACGGUCGGGCAGCCUUUGGGCAGGUACGGACGUACAGGGGCUUCCUGGACUGCAUGAGGCAGAUCAUGCGGGAGGAGGGCUCAGGUGGAUUCUUUAAGGGCCUUUCCCCCAGCUUGCUGAAGGCUGCCUUCUCCACUGGCCUCGUCUUCUUCUGGUAUGAGCUGUUCUGCAGCCUCCUGUGCACCCUGAAGAGCCCCAACAGCACUGGGAGGAAGGAAGGCUGACAGGGAUGUUUGUGGCUGCCUGUUCUCCUCAGGAGGGGAGACUCAUGGCUUUGCUCUGUCACGAGCAUGUUGGAAAGGCCAGAGCUCCCAGAGCGCCUCCAGCCUGUGGGAAAUCACCUCCUGGGACCAAGCAGAAGGAGAAGGUGACUGCAGUUCUGCUGGAGACACUGAACUGCUUUGCUGGAGGCUGUUCAACUGAGCACUUUUAUUAGCUCUGUCUCCUCUCAUAAGCACGCAUUUAAUGGAGAGAAGGGAACAAACAGACCAUUCCCUAGCAGCAACUGUGCUCUGGAAAGGCACCCAAUAAAGUGGGUGAAUUUCUGAGGUCGCCCUGGAUCCCAGAGAGGGAUCCUGACCCAGCCUAGUGCAGCUUAACCGACCAAACACCCCUUCCUAGCACUGCAGCUGCACAGCUUUGUUCCCUUGCUCUAUGCCUGCUGUUUGCACCAAAUCCUUGUCUAGGUGUUACACAGGUCACUCUGUUCUGCUGGAGUGAAGUCAGGUAAAACCACCUGAGUGCACAGGCCCUCAGUUUUCCUUUCCUUUGCUGCCAGCUGAUGCUGCUUGGUCACCACUUGCUGGCUGUGCAUUCCCAGCCACCUUAAACACAGAGUCUUCUCUGAUCAUGUUGACCCAGACUUGCUCUUUCUUUAACUCCAGUGAGCUUGAUUGUAUCCUGAGCUCCCAUUUCUCUUCUUGGGUAUGUCUGGCCAUGCAUCUCUUAGGGGUUUGCAUUGCCUCACUCUUACUUUUCACAAGCAAACCUGCAGAUUAAGAGCCCUGCUCUGAAGGGAUUCAACGCACAAGCCUAAUUCUUACUUCAGGGUUCUUUGCUUCAGUGUAGCAAGUAAACAAAUGCUGUGUGGAGUUAAGAAAUAUUUACUCUAAGUUGGAAUAAUGAAGGGAAAGUCCUGUGGAAACUCGUAAA
Messenger RNA from Pipra filicauda (Wire-tailed manakin), 2024 nucleotides. It is a transcript of the gene SLC25A19, whose product is annotated as solute carrier family 25 member 19. Gene Ontology annotation, biological process: thiamine pyrophosphate transmembrane transport. The record is from RefSeq and is a predicted model, not a curated record. NCBI's taxonomy places the organism in Eukaryota, Metazoa, Chordata, Aves, Passeriformes, Pipridae. The transcript is spliced from 7 exons. Gene Ontology annotation, molecular function: thiamine transmembrane transporter activity. The coding region runs from base 128 to 1096 and encodes 322 amino acids. Gene Ontology annotation, cellular component: mitochondrial inner membrane.